Molecule: messenger RNA, 957 nt
Organism: Saccostrea echinata
Lineage: Eukaryota; Metazoa; Mollusca; Bivalvia; Ostreida; Ostreidae
Product: galactoside alpha-(1,2)-fucosyltransferase 2-like
Exons: 2
Coding region: 1-957 (318 amino acids)
Biological process (GO): carbohydrate metabolic process
Cellular component (GO): membrane
Molecular function (GO): galactoside 2-alpha-L-fucosyltransferase activity
Source: RefSeq, a predicted model, not a curated record
AUGAACAGAUCGGUUAGUGAUUUACCUGUAGAAGAAAUAGGAAUAUCUUCGAUAGCAGCUUUCAUUAUUAUUUCGAAAUUAGUGUCAAUACAUAGAAUACCACAACGACGUACGCCAAAGGCGUGUAUUGGUUUCCGUGGUAGACUCGGGAACCUAAUGUUUCAAUACGCUUUUCUAUACAGUAUUUCUAAAUCCAAAGGAUUGUAUCCUGUAAUCCCUGAAAACUUUGAGCUCGGCGAUGUUUUCAAAAUUAAUAAAACGACGUUGAAACAAAUUGGCGAAGACAGCACUUCUUGUGAUAACAUUCCGACUUAUUCAGAGAGAUGGGCUUGUUCAUUUGAUGACCAACUUAUAAAUGUGCCAAUAUUUCAAAGUGCUAAAAUUAAUGGAUAUUUCCAGUCCUGGAAAUACUGGAUCCAGUAUGAAAGCAGUCUUCAUCAGACAUUCAAAUUCCAAGACAGAAUAUCAGACAGAGCCAGGAAGCAGCUAGCAGACAUUCUGGGAACAUCGGGGUUUACUUGUUGUUCCAGAAAUUCCACGUUAGUGGGAGUGCAUAUAAGACGUGGGGACUACACUUCUAAACUUGUGAAUGACUACGGUCAAAUUACUCCAAAUGCUAGCUAUUACGAAAACGCAAUGGAUUACUUCGAAAAUUUGUAUCCAAACGUUUUAUUUAUCGUUGCGUCGGAUGAUCUGAAGUGGACCAAGAAUGCGUUAAAGAACAGAACAAAUGUUUAUAUUUCAUUGGGUAAUUCUGGACCAGAGGACAUGGCUCUGUUGUCGCUAACUAACCACACAAUUAUGUCAGUGGGGACCUUCGGAUGGUGGGUGGCGUGGAUGACUGGGGGGACAACUCUGUAUUAUAAACCGGUAUUCGCCCCGGGUUCAAGUUUCGCAAAAGACUUUAAUAAUGACGCCAGUAAUUUUAUUUAUCCUGGAUGGAUACCCAUGGAGUGA